Messenger RNA from Drechmeria coniospora, 774 nucleotides. RefSeq names its product cytochrome c oxidase polypeptide V precursor. NCBI's taxonomy places the organism in Eukaryota, Fungi, Ascomycota, Sordariomycetes, Hypocreales, Ophiocordycipitaceae. Gene Ontology annotation, biological process: mitochondrial electron transport, cytochrome c to oxygen. The record is from RefSeq and is a predicted model, not a curated record. Bases 1 to 774 code for a protein of 257 amino acids. The transcript has 4 exons.
AUGGAGCUCCCUCCCCUCACCUUGUGCCAUGCAAAUCGAAUGCUCCUGAUUGGCAGCAGCCAUUUGCUCAGCAAACACGUGAUGUGGCAUACCAGUCAAGUGAUUGAGAGCGAGGAACAUGCCACCCAGCUCCGGAAAGCCGAAAACUUCUGUCGUCCAUCCUCGGAUCAGCACCACCUCCUUUCCAACGUCCGCGAAUACUGUCAAUUGACUCCCCUUCCCCUUCCGAACCUCCGACAUACAACCUCCCCUCACAAUCGAAAAAUGCUGCGCACCCCGGCGUCGAGUCUGCUGCGCAACCGCCUGGUGCGCAGCGUCCCGGCCGUCGCAACCCGUGCCUCGUCUACUCACGCCAUUUCCAACCCUACCCUCGCCAACAUCGAGAAACGAUGGGAGGGAAUGCCACUUCAGGAGCAGGCUGACCUCUGGAUGGCUCUACGAGAUCGCAUGAAGGGGAGCUGGGCCGAAUUGACGAUCCAGGAGAAGAAGGCCGCAUACUGGAUUGCCUUCGGUCCCCACGGCCCCCGCGCCGUCGACCCUCCCGGUACCAACGCUCGCAUUGCCUGGGGCGUUGCCCUGGGUGUCGGUGUCAGCUUCGCCAUCUUCGCAACCACUCGAUCCUUCGCCAAGCCCGAGCCUUCCACCAUGACCAAGGAGUACCAGGAAGCAUCCAACGAGCUCCUCAAGCAACAAAAAGCCGACCCCAUCACCGGCAUCUCCUCAGAAGGCUACACUGGCAAGGGCGUGGUUCAGUCUCCUCCCAAGGGUCACUAA